Messenger RNA from Cooperia oncophora, 633 nucleotides. Lineage: Eukaryota; Metazoa; Nematoda; Chromadorea; Rhabditida; Trichostrongylidae. The record is from the annotation of a GenBank genome assembly.
AUGAACAAUUUGAACUCAGUCCGGCGCUAUGUGCCUCGUGUCCAUGCUCCAGCGAGCCACAAUGAAUUGGCUGGUCGCAUAAAAGCUGCAGAGGCUCACGGCAAAACUCUUGUAUGGGUACCUCACGAGAAAGAUGGUUUUGCUUUGUCGUUUAUAAUCAGUGAAGCGGAUAAUGAGGGUUGUGUGUUAGUCGAAUUACUCGAUACACAUGAACGUCAGCGUGUAAGUCGUGAUGACUACCAGAAAGUUAAUCCACCUAGAUUUGAUAAGUGUGAGGAUAUGUCAAGCAUGUCUUGCUUGAACGAGGCUUCCGUUCUUCAUAACCUCAGGCAACGCUUUUUCUCCAACCUUAUCUACACAUACUCCGGGCUUUUUUGUGUUGUUGUCAAUCCGUACAAACGACUCCCUAUCUAUACCGAUUCCAUCGCGGAACAAUACAAGGGAAAGAAGAGAAAAGAGAUGCCACCUCAUAUUUUCGCCGUCACUGACGAAGCGUACCGCAGUAUGCUUCAGGAUCGAGAGGACCAGUCCAUUCUUUGCACGGGUGAAUCAGGCGCUGGUAAAACGGAGAACACCAAGAAGGUGAUCCAAUAUCUUGCUCACGUGGCUGCACCUAGGGUCAAGCAACAAUAA